AUGUACCUUGCUUCCAGGAGUGAAGAGCCCACUGGAGCGAAUGACAGCGUCAGGAGCUGGGGGUUUAGUUCGGAUGUCCCGACAGGUUUGGAAACAUCGGUCACUGAGCGACGGGGUGACGGGCAAGGCUCCUGGGUGAAUGCCGACUACACCCCUGGUGCUGCAUGCGGUCACUGGUCGUCUGCAGCUCCUUGCAAUGAAAACUCGCCAUCGGAUACCGCAUUCCUGCUUAUCGCUUUUUAUCAUCCGCUAAGUGAGACGCCUCGCACGCCACCGUCGUCACUCCGCCGUCACGAGCUCGUUAUCAUGCCCUCGAUGGCUGCGGAUAACGCGCGCGCGGCGCAAACGAACAACAACACGAACGCGGGCUUGGCGCAACGCGCGCCACCAGAAACACCUGAUUCCGAACGAACAUCCUUCCACUCUGCGCGCUCUUCAGCGCACUCCAUCCCGGCUCCAAAGUUUGUGCAAGUAUCGAAUGAGCUUGGCGAGGAACUCAACGGGGGGCCUUCGGGCCAGAAUGGCACCACGACAUCGACGCCACGGAACACGACACCGCAGGGCUUCGAGAGGCACUCCGCUGGCGAGAACAAGCCCCCUGCACGCCGCGGGACGCGCUUUGGUCGAAUGCUGGAGAUCCUUCCCGACUGGCUGCAGGAGGCGCUCACCACGAGUCGUGCAUGGAAGAACUGGUUCCGCUCCAUGGUCGCCGCCCUUGCAAUGAUGAUCAUAAUGGUGGCGAGGAAGAGUAUGUCUUACACGAAGCUCAUGCUGACAAUGAUCACACCAAACAUGACGACCACAAUCUUCUUCCUCGCACAAUGCACUGUCGGCGUCGGCAUGCUGCUCGGCUGGGCUUGGGGAUGUGCUGCGAUGGCGGCCGCCACCAGCGUGCGCGACUCCAACCUUCUACGUCAACAGCUGGGAGGCGUGUUGUCAGGGCACAAGGAGGACGAGGACAUCUCGAAAAUUGGCGAGGCAUUCCAUGCCGCCUUCCUCGACCCACGCUCUUCUGCGGUGUACGGCGCCUUCAUGUUCAUCGGCGCAUACGGAUUGGGUUGGAUCCGUGCGACCAAGCCGAAGCUGUAG
Messenger RNA from Trichosporon asahii var. asahii CBS 2479, 1089 nucleotides. RefSeq lists its product as uncharacterized. Bases 1 to 1089 code for a protein of 362 amino acids. The record is from RefSeq and is a predicted model, not a curated record. The transcript is spliced from 4 exons. NCBI's taxonomy places the organism in Eukaryota, Fungi, Basidiomycota, Tremellomycetes, Trichosporonales, Trichosporonaceae.